AACCUCUCUCCCUUCUAUCGGUACUCGAGUACUUGUAUUCUCACCAGUACAGUACAAGUAUUACUGUAAGGUGUUCUCAACUUUACUGCUGUAUUCACAUCUGCUCCCUAACAAGUCAUCCAAUCUUGGCACCUUUCCCCGAUAAAGCGUGUGUAACCGGAAAAAGCAAUUUAAUUAGCCUCUCCAAAACCCUUUCUCAGCGAAGCAGCACAGGUCCGCCCCUUUCCCUUCCCUUCUCUCGCGCUUUUCCCAACCAACCUCUCCAUCAAGGUCAUCGUCAACCUUUCUUAACACAAACCUCUUUUCUUUCUUCCCCUCUCCCUCUAAGGAAUACAAGAGACCCCUACAGAGUAACGUCUAAUUUUUCUUUCUUGUUUUUCCCUCUGCCCAUUGCUUGGUAUAUUCUUACUUUGUAUCAUCAUCAUCAUCCUUUUCUUUUUUUUUAGAAAUCCUUUUUCUACAGCUCUUUUUCACCUCACGGAAUUAACGGGAACACGCUCGAACAACCGCAAUCAUGGGUAUGUCAAUGUCGAAGCUUUUUACCGGCCUCUUUGGCAAGAGGGAGAUGCGUAUAUUGAUGGUCGGGUUGGAUGCGGCUGGUAAAACUACAAUCCUUUAUAAGUUGAAGCUCGGAGAGAUCGUUACUACCAUCCCCACAAUCGGAUUCAAUGUUGAGACCGUUGAAUACAAGAACAUCUCCUUCACUGUCUGGGAUGUUGGUGGACAGGACAAGAUUCGUCCCCUUUGGCGCCAUUACUUCCAGAAUACUCAAGGUAUCAUUUUCGUUGUCGACUCCAAUGAUAGAGAGCGUGUCAGUGAGGCACGUGAGGAGCUUCAGAGGAUGUUGAACGAGGAUGAGCUUCGGGAUGCUUUGCUCUUGGUGUUUGCCAACAAACAGGAUUUGCCGAAUGCUAUGAAUGCUGCAGAGAUCACUGAUAAGCUUGGUCUGCAUAGUUUGAGGAACAGGGCUUGGUACAUCCAAUCAACCUGCGCUACUUCUGGUGACGGUCUCUACGAGGGAUUGGAAUGGCUCAGUAGCAACUUGAGGGCGCGCAAGUAGAUUGUCGGAUUUCCCUUUUAUCCUUAAUUUUCGCAAUCUCCUCCGCUAUUCCUAAAACUCGACCAUUCCAGGAUUAGUGUUCCUUAGGCAGUCAAUUCAAACUUCGUAUCGUUUUCCGAGAGCACUUUUCAGGGCGUUCAAUUAACCAAAAUUCAAAAAGAAAACUUAAUGGGUGGAAACGAGGCAUGGCUUUUCCUUUUUCUUUAGUUUCCUUUUCUGUAUCUUUUUUUUUUUUUUUUUUUUUGCGAAAUUUUAGUUUGAUGUGUUUUUAAAUGGUGCGGUUUGGGUUGCAGUGGUCCUGAGGUGGAGAUGGCAAUGAGCAAUGAACGCAAUGGAUAUAAAAUUAGCUGUGGCGGGAGGGGUGCAUUAGUUGUGUUGUGAGGUUGGUCGCGUCCUUGAGUGUCAACUAGAACUUAAGUGAUGUGAUACAGAUG
This is a messenger RNA of Tuber melanosporum (Perigord truffle), 1494 nucleotides long. RefSeq lists its product as uncharacterized. Gene Ontology annotation, molecular function: GTPase activity; GTP binding. NCBI's taxonomy places the organism in Eukaryota, Fungi, Ascomycota, Pezizomycetes, Pezizales, Tuberaceae. The transcript is spliced from 6 exons. Gene Ontology annotation, cellular component: cytoplasm; plasma membrane. The coding region runs from base 515 to 1060 and encodes 181 amino acids. Gene Ontology annotation, biological process: intracellular protein transport; vesicle-mediated transport. The record is from RefSeq and is a predicted model, not a curated record.